This is a messenger RNA of Echinops telfairi (small Madagascar hedgehog), 495 nucleotides long. Its product is annotated as S-phase kinase-associated protein 1-like. The coding region runs from base 1 to 495 and encodes 164 amino acids. Gene Ontology annotation, cellular component: cytoplasm; nucleus. The transcript has a single exon. NCBI's taxonomy places the organism in Eukaryota, Metazoa, Chordata, Mammalia, Afrosoricida, Tenrecidae. Gene Ontology annotation, molecular function: cullin family protein binding. Gene Ontology annotation, biological process: SCF-dependent proteasomal ubiquitin-dependent protein catabolic process. The record is from RefSeq and is a predicted model, not a curated record.
AUGCCGUCAAUUAAGUUACAGAGUUCUGAUGGAGAGAUCAUUGAAGUCGAUGUGGAAAUCGCCAAGCAAUCUGAGAUUAUCAAGACCAUGGUGGAAGAUUUGGGAAUGGAUGAUGAAGAUGAUGAUCCAGUUCCUUUACCAAACGUGAGUGCAGAGAUAUUAAAAAAGGUCAUUGAGUGGUGCACCUACCACAUGGAGGAUGCCCCUCCCCCUCCCCCUCAGAACUAUGAGGACAAAGCAAAGAAAGUCAUGGACAUCCCAAUUUGGGACCAAGAAUUCCUGACAGUUGACCAGGAAACACUUUAUGAACUCAUGAUGGCUGCAAACUAUUUAGACAUCAAAGGUUUGUUUGAUGUUACUUGCAAGACCGUUGCCAAUAUGAUCAAGGAGAAAACUCCUGAGGAGAUUCGCCAGACCUUUAAUAUCGAAAAUGACUUUACUGAAGAGGAGGAAGCCCAGCUGCGCCGGCAGAGCCUGUGGCGUGAAGCGAAGUGA